UACACCGGCAACAACAAUGUUAAAAAGCACCACCACAACUAUACCGGCAACAACAGCUACUAUACUCAACAGUGGUGGAAAUGAAAGACCUACAAGGAAUAACGCAAACAACGGGCGCGCACGUCGUGAAAUUAGAGGCCCUGUGACACAAACCAGUAGAGACAACACAACCGGCCUCUUUCAAGGAAUUGACGUUUCAUGCGCCAUGAAGACUGCAAUAAUACACACCAACUGUUCUGUGAUGCUGCAGCUGAAGCAGAGGAUCCCUUCAUGUUGUAUCCUUCGUACGCUCUGUGCGGCCAGUAAAACAUCUUCUGACAUCCAUGUGGUGGGGAAAUCAGCAGCAGGUCCACUACUAAAUGAGUGCAAUAGCAGCAAUACACAAGAGCUAAACAGUUGCACGUAUACUGGUCAAACUGGCGCAUCAUGUGAAGAGUCCGGGACUGCAUAUGUGGUUCCUCAGCGCAACUCAACUCACUGUGGUGCAGAUAAAGAGAACAACACCUGCAGCUGCUCUGCUUACUGCAGUGGAACUGAUGCAUACUACACUUUUCAACUUUCAACACAAGAUUCCAAGAUUAACAUGUCAAACGUCAGGUCUAUGAUUUCUGAGCUAAAACAGCAAAAAAACUGUGCUUCAAGUUCAGAUGUUUCAUGUGGGUUGUCCAACAUUGCAUCUGAAUACAAGGGUUUGAAUCUGAAAUGUGGAAGCAGAGCAACACACUGCAAGGUGAUUUUAGGCUUUUUCCAUGAGGUUCCUAUCUGUAAAGUGUCUGCAGCCGUGAUGAGUCUGUUUCAGUCUGAGAAAACAAUCAUUUUCAAUGGUCAAGUGACUCGAGCAGCAAUUUGUGGAAAUUCAAUCGUCAGCGACCAUCCACUGACAUCCAAAUUCAUGUGGACUAAAGUUAACCUAACGUCUGCUUCCUUUUGUGAGACAAGAGAAGACUCUGACACCCUCACUUGUCAAAAUGGAAUAAAUGUGCUUGUGCAGCUGCAAGAGCAGUGUGUUGCGGGGCCGUUUCCCACACCCGGCCCGAAUGUGACAAUCGCACAAACAAACACCACCAGCUCUUCUGUAAAUGUGACUUCCUCCCCACUGAACACAACAGCUCAAGCCCUGAAUGCCACCACCACUGCUGCUGCAGCUGAAAGGCAAGCCAACGCACUGCUUGAGCUGACCCGAGACGUGUCCAAGCUGAACUCCAGCCAGGUGGCUCAGCUGGUGUCUCAGCUGGAGAAUCUUCUGUCGGGCCCGACCGUGGCGCUGGCGCUGGGGAACACCUCCGUCCACAUUGUCAGCAAUCUGCUGGGUGCCUCUCCUGAGGUGCUGUCUGACUCCUCCAACAGCAUUAUAGGGAUUGUUGAUACAGUAGGGUUGAAGCUGGUUCUUGAUGGAAAGGCUGAGACCCUCUUGUCCCCAGCUGUGGCUCUGUCUGUGAAACCAGUAGAUGGCAGCAACUUUCAGGAAACAUUUUUCUCCAUCUCGGACCCAAAUAAUGUACAGGUCCGUGGGGAUCCCAGGCUGAGGAGGAGCCUGAGAGCAGACUCCUCCAUCCCUCAGGGCUCCAUCAGGCUGCCCCCAUCUCUCACACAGGACCUGACCGACGAGCAACAGCAGCUGGCCACCAGAGUCCAGUUCAAUUUCUACCAGGAGAGCACAGUGUACCAGGACAGAUCUUUGGGAAACCGCAAACUCAAUAGUGGGAUCCUUGGAGCAAGUGUGGCCAACCUGUCAAUCAGAGAACUGCAGGACGAUGUUGUAAUUAUCCUGAGGAACUCAGAGCCCGUUCCAGCUAAUUUUGUGGCUACAUGUGUUUUCUGGGACUUUACAUUAAAUGACGAAUCAGGUGGUUGGAAUCAAAAAGGCUGUUCUGUCCGAAACAGCACAGACAAUGAGACAGUUUGUGGCUGCAACCAUUUAACCAGUUUUGCCAUACUGCUGGACCUCUCCAGAGAGCCUGUACUCAGUCGUGUACAGGCCACCAUCCUUACCUUCAUCACAUAUAUUGGCUGUGGAAUCUCUGCCAUCUUCCUGUCCAUCACCCUCCUCACCUACUUGUCCUUUGGGAAGUUGCGGAAGGACAUUCCAUCCAAAAUCUUAAUCCAGCUGUGCGUGGCUCUGCUGCUGCUGAACCUGGUCUUCCUGGUGGAUGCAUGGCUGGCGCUCUACCCAGACGCUGUGGGCCUCUGCGUCUCCACCGCCUGGUUCCUUCACUACUUCCUGCUGGUUACCUUCACCUGGAUGGGACUUGAGGCUUUCCACAUGUACCUGGCCCUUGUGAAAGUCUUCAAUACCCACAUAUCACGCUACAUGCUGAAGCUCUCGCUGAUCAGCUGGGGAGUCCCGAUGAUCGUGGUCAUCAUUGUCAUUGCGAUUGACAAGGACAACUACGGUCUUGUCUCCUAUGGAAGGUUUUCCGACGGCACUAGUGACGACUUCUGCUGGCUGAAAAAUGACAUUGCUUUCUUUGUAGCAGUGGUGGCCUAUUUCUGCAUCAUUUUCCUUUUCAACCUUGUCAUGUUCGUUGUGGUGUUGGUGCAACUGUACCGGAUAAAGAGGCAGAACCCUCACAAUGUGCAGCACCGCACCACGCUGCAGGAUGUGCGCAGUGUGGCGGGGAUAAUAAUCCUCCUGGGCCUCACUUGGGGCUUUGCCUUUUUCGCCUGGGGGCCCCUUAACCUGCCCUUCAUGUACCUGUUUGCCAUCUUUAACUCCUUUCAAGGUUUCUUCAUAUUUGUGUUUUACUGCGCGGUAAAGGAAAAUGUGAGGAAGCAGUGGAGGACCUACCUGUGCUGUGGCAGAAUGAGACUAGCAGAGAACUCAGAAUGGAGCCGCACUGCAACACAGAAGACUGCGAAGAAGUCAUCCGUGACCAGAAUUACAUCUCUUCAUUCCUCCCAGUCCAACAACUCAUCCAGCUCGUCGUCUUUCCUCGCCAGUGACUCCUCAGAGCUGAUUAAUGGCAUUGGAAGCCCAUUUGAAGACCGAACAAUCACAGCAGAUGAAGACCCCAGAGGGGAUGUGGUCCUCAACGAGAUCAACAGCCAGUACAGAAACCAACAAGCACCCUGAUGCAGAAAGGACAGAACGGUCUGUUUAAUGGGAGGACAAUGGAGUAGAAGGGCUGCUGUUUUAUUUGUGGUAAUCACAUACAGGUGCUCUUUGGAUCCUUCAGGUGUACAGUGCUUAAUUAAUCUUGUGAAGGGCUCAUUGCACAAGUGGAAUUCUUUUAUGUUCUCAAAAAAGAAUAAAUUGCAAGUCUACUUCACAGAAAUAAUCCAAGGCACACUGUAGGGAUGUAAUUGUUUUUGGAGACUUGCAAUUCAUACUUUUUUUGAGACAAAAACUAUUUCCCCCGAUGCAAUGGGCCUGUUUAAUGGCUCUUAUUUUGAAAUACUUGUAUAUAAUGUUAAUGUAGAGUAAUUUAUGUCCAUCGGCAUGUCACAUGUAUUGUAUGACUUGUAACAUUAUACAUGGCACUUGAUUUUUGCAGUUUCCUAUAUUCAUUCAUAAUUGUAUUUGCACAAGGAACCUGAACAACCUUCUUUUCUUUGUACAGUGAUGUUAUCAAUAUAAGGAAUCAUAUUCCAACGGUUUACACAGAUAUUUACCCAUGGUCAACAGGCGUGUACUGGUUCUGACUGAUAAAUUACUUUUUUUGUAAUUGUCAAAUAAAAACAAGUAUUUUUACAUUUAGCACAAUUUAUUAGAGCAAAAGUCUAGCGAUCAGUGUUUUUCCAGACAAAUGUUAGUUAUUGUCAGCUGAGGUUGGCAGUGAUUAAGAAGUUAGUUUUGGUAUUGUUGGAAAAGUGAAGACUUUCAUACUAGCUGAACAUUAAGGGGAAUUAUUAGCACAGCAACUACGUAUUCAGUAGACUGUGAAUGCUUCUACGAAAUGCAAUAUUCAACAUCAUUUAUGCAUACAAAGGUUCACGCCUUUACAACUUCAGAUAAUGUGUCAAAAGGGGAGUAUGGUAUUUCAGACACAGGCUGUUUCUGCGGACCUUCAGUUCUGGAGUCAAGGUCUCUGUGUCUCUAUCUUACCAACAAAGAAACAGUGUCUCCACUUCUCACCCUUGUGGGAAAAGACAACAAGACACCUUGAUACAAAACUAAUUAAAAUCAUCUGCAAAACUGCUGUUCUGUGUCUGCCUGUGUUCCUCACUUUCAGUUGUACAUUCUCUAAACUUUCACUAUACUAUAACAUAAUUUCCCACUACAUGUUACAUGCCUUUUUCCACAGCAGACAGUUUGACUUGUCAUAGUAGAGGUGU
Anarrhichthys ocellatus (wolf-eel) is the source of this 4275-nucleotide messenger RNA. RefSeq names its product adhesion G-protein coupled receptor G2. Gene Ontology annotation, molecular function: G protein-coupled receptor activity. The record is from RefSeq and is a predicted model, not a curated record. Lineage: Eukaryota; Metazoa; Chordata; Actinopteri; Perciformes; Anarhichadidae. Bases 17 to 3073 code for a protein of 1018 amino acids. Gene Ontology annotation, biological process: cell surface receptor signaling pathway; adenylate cyclase-activating G protein-coupled receptor signaling pathway. Gene Ontology annotation, cellular component: plasma membrane. The transcript is spliced from 26 exons.